Molecule: messenger RNA, 429 nt
Organism: Vespula vulgaris
Lineage: Eukaryota; Metazoa; Arthropoda; Insecta; Hymenoptera; Vespidae
Product: UPF0669 protein C6orf120 homolog
Exons: 4
Coding region: 1-429 (142 amino acids)
Source: RefSeq, a predicted model, not a curated record
AUGAAGAUUAUAUUUCUUAAUUUGCUUUUGCUACCUUGCAUUUUAUCAUUGAAUGAAGAAUUAUUACAUUAUGUCAGUGAUGACGUAUCAAGUGGAUCUUAUAAAUAUUAUAGUUUAAUGUAUGAAGGUAUUAUCAAAAUUCAAUUAAUAUCCCAAAGCGGAGAUGCAGAUUUGUAUGCAUCGCAUACAACAACAAAACUAACUUAUGAACCAGAUCACUAUAGUCUGCAAUCUACAACUUGUGGGGAAGAUAUUAUAGUUGUACCAGACAGUUUCAAAAGACCUGUUAGCAUAGGAGUAUAUGGGCAUCCAUCACAUGAAUUAAGUAAAUAUACUUUGUUAGUAUACGAAGUGAUAUCAACGGAUGAAGAUACAACUUAUGAUCAAAAAACAGAGAAUAUUUACAAGGAUAGUGAUAACAAGGUAUAA